AUGCGGUUACCAUUUUCAGCCUUGGGGCCUCUUUUCCUGUUGUCCUCUUUGGCAGCGUCACUCUCAGUCCCGUCAACAUCCAACAAUAAAAUUUUGGCGCGAUCUUUACUGAAUUUCCAGAUUUUUCUGUCAUAUAAGGAGGCGAAUAUUUGUGAGACUACAAAUGGCGUCAAAUCGUACUCCGGUUAUGUUCACAUACCUCCCAAUUCAGACGAGGGCCGAGAUUACCCCAUAAAUACAUUCUUCUGGUUCUUUGAAGCCCGGAAAGAUCCAGAGAAUGCACCUUUGUCCCUGUGGCUACAGGGUGGACCCGGAGCACCAUCAGUAACAGCAGCGGUUGGAGAAAAUGGUCCUUGCAAAAUCGGAAAGGAUUCUAAAAGCACCAUAUCGAACCCAUGGUCAUGGAACAAUGAGGUCAACAUGCUUUACCUGGACCAGCCAGUCCAAGUUGGCUUCUCCUAUGAUACUCUGAUCAAUGGUACCAUUGAAGAAACGGCUUCACCAUUUCUGGUCACCCCAUUCAAUGCAACCGAAGGAAACCCGAAGUUGAACACCACUCAUCUCGCUGGAAUAUUUCCAAGCCAGAAGGUCUCCAACACGGCAAACACAACGCAAACAGCUGCACUGGCGGCAUGGCACUUCAUGCAGAUCUGGAUACACGAAUUUCCCAAGUACAAACCAAAGCAGAAUAAAUUCAGCAUUUGGUCCGAAAGUUAUGGAGGACAUUACGGCCCAACAUUCUCCGAUUUCUUCAACACACAAAAUCGUCGCAUAGCGGAUGGAAGCAUCAAGAAGGGCUCGGCUGUUCCCUUGAACCUAGAAACGGUUGGGCUGGUCAAUGCCUGCAUUGAUAUCCUGACACAAAUGCCAACUUACCCAGAAUUUGCCUUCAACAAUACCUAUGGUAUCAAAGCUAUCAACGAAAGUCAAUAUCAGUUCGCCGUCGAUAGUUUCCCAGAGUGUCGCGAACAUGUGCAAGCUUGCCAUACAGCUGCAGAUCAGUACGACCCAUUGGCCUUGGGGAAUAAUGCGACUGUGAACAAGGCAUGUAAGGACGCUUAUGACUUUUGUUUCGCAAGUAUGUGGAGCCAUUAUGAUGGAACAAAGCGAAAUGUCUUUGACAUUACUGCCACGAUUCCAGAUUCUUUCCCACCCAAAUAUGCCGCUGGGUAUCUGAAUACCAAAGAGGUCCAGACCGCACUUGGCGUUCCACUUAAUUUCACCGGCUACUCGCCUGCUGUUAGCACUGGUUUUACCGUCACUGGUGACUUCAUCCGAGGGAGAAAUCUUGCUAUCCUCGGGGAACUAUUGGACCGAGGAGUGAAAGUCGCUAUGAUGUAUGGAGACCGUGACUAUCAAUGUAACUGGUUGGGAGGCGAGCGGAUCAGUCUUGCGAUCGAGUCGAAAAUCAGUGCAGACUUCAAAAAGGCUGGGUAUGCCGACAUUCUGCUCAACGACACGUACUCUGGAGGCUCGGUCCGCCAGUAUGGAAAUUUGUCCUUCUCCAGGGUUUAUGGAGCCGGGCAUGAGGCCAGCUGGUACCAACCAGAAACCGCCUACCACAUUUUCAACCGCGUCAUGUCAGAUGUUGACGUCUCGACCGGGAAAGUGCCUACCGUAGGCUUGCCAACAUAUAGCACGAAGGGUCCGUCCUCGGUCUUCAGCAUCAAAAGCGCAAUGCCAGAUCAUCCUCCAGCAGAAUGCUAUUUCUGGGACAUCAUGGAGACAUGCACCCCGACUCAGGCCAAGAUGUUCAACAACGGGACUGCGAUUAUGAAGGAUUUUGUGAUGAUUGGAUAUGUCUCGAGCAAUGGAACUGCUGUUUAUUACUAG
Molecule: messenger RNA, 1833 nt
Organism: Exophiala bonariae
Lineage: Eukaryota; Fungi; Ascomycota; Eurotiomycetes; Chaetothyriales; Herpotrichiellaceae
Exons: 7
Coding region: 1-1833 (610 amino acids)
Biological process (GO): proteolysis
Cellular component (GO): fungal-type vacuole
Molecular function (GO): serine-type carboxypeptidase activity
Source: RefSeq, a predicted model, not a curated record